Molecule: messenger RNA, 663 nt
Organism: Drosophila novamexicana
Lineage: Eukaryota; Metazoa; Arthropoda; Insecta; Diptera; Drosophilidae
Exons: 1
Coding region: 1-663 (220 amino acids)
Source: RefSeq, a predicted model, not a curated record
AUGGAGACAAUUGGCGCCUUACUGCAGCCCCACAGGCGACAGCUGCAGCAUCUGGCGAUUGCGCUGAGCUGUGUAAAGCUGCUGCGGGGCUUGGGCCUGGUUUUCCGCAUGAAGUCGGAUCGCCGCAACGAGGCCAUCUCCAUAAGGCCGCUGCUGGGCGCUUUGGUGCUGGCCGCGCUGGGCAUGCGACUGGCUCAGCUGGGCGGCGAUCGGCUCAUGCUGAAGAUCAAUGGCAGCAGUCUGGCAUUGAACCUGGUCUUUCUGGGCAUGUUCUAUGGCUAUGCCACGCCGGCUUACAAGCGCCGCAUUUGGCGCAGGACGCUGCUAAUUGGCCUGCUGAUUGGAAUCUGUUUGUCUUACACACUGAUCCAGCCGGAGCUGGCGACAGUCAAGCGACACCUGAGCAUCAUGAUGACGGCCACCACAUGCCUGCUGAUUGUGAUGGGGCUGCUGCAAGGUACUGGCGCUGUGCUGGGCUGCCUGAUAUCCAUAAUGGUGGUCACAUCGAAGCUGCUCUAUGCACUCUCCAUGCUGAAUACGUUCAUGUGGUAUCAGAAUCUGUUGGUGCUCUGUCUGGAUCUGCUGCGCAUUGGAUUCGCACUCACGUUGCGGCAGCGGGGCACGGCUUUUGGGGAUUCGAGCCAAAAUUAUCUCAAAUGCUAA